Haemorhous mexicanus (house finch) is the source of this 4732-nucleotide messenger RNA. RefSeq names its product STEAP3 metalloreductase (gene STEAP3). Gene Ontology annotation, molecular function: cupric reductase (NADH) activity; ferric-chelate reductase (NADPH) activity. Bases 187 to 1656 code for a protein of 489 amino acids. Lineage: Eukaryota; Metazoa; Chordata; Aves; Passeriformes; Fringillidae. Gene Ontology annotation, cellular component: plasma membrane; endosome. The transcript has 5 exons. Gene Ontology annotation, biological process: copper ion import. The record is from RefSeq and is a predicted model, not a curated record.
AGCCCCGGGCCAUUUGCCAGUCCAGAGCAGACAGAACCCUGUUGUGCUGAUAACCCAAUUUCCCAACCCAAACGGUACCAGCGGGCCCAAGACAGCAGAUUCCAGCCCAGACCACAGCUUUGGGUCGGCCAGAGGAAGAGCAACGUGUACUGACUGCCCCACCAAACAGGUCUGGUUUUCCAGUGGAUGUCCAGAGGAGACAUGGCCAAACCUCUGCUGGGCCACGGGAGCACGGCAGGCGAGCGCAGCCCGCCGCCGGUGCCAGCCGGGCGCACCGUGGGCGUGCUGGGCAGCGGGGACUUCGCGCGCUCCUUGGCCGUGCGCCUGGUGCGCUCCGGCUUCAGGGUGGUGGUGGGCAGCCGCAACCCCAAGCGGAAAGCCAGCCUGUUCCCUGCUGCAGCAGAGGUCACCUUCCAGGCCGAGGCCGUGAAGAAGGCGGAUGUCAUCUUCGUGGCCAUUUUCAGGGAGCAUUACUCCACCCUCUGUGACCUGGCUGAUGUGCUUGUGGGCAAAAUCCUGGUGGAUGUCAGCAACAACACGGAGAUCAACCAUCACAAGGAAUCCAACGCAGAGUACUUGGCCUCCUUGUUCCCAGCCUGCACCGUGGUAAAGGCCUUUAAUGUGGUUUCUGCGUGGACGCUGCAGUCGGGUGCCAGGGAUGGAAAUAAGCAGGUUCUGAUCUGCUCAAAUAACCAAGAAGCCAAGCGCACCAUUGCAGAAAUUGCUCAAGUCAUGGGAUUCACCCCUGUGGACAUGGGCUGCAUGUCAUCAGCCUGUGAGAUCGAGAACAUUCCCCUGCGCCUCCUGCCAGCCUGGAAAAUCCCCAUUUUUUUGGCUCUGGGGCUUUUUCUUUGCUUCUUCACCUACAACCUGAUCCGGCAAGUCAUCCACCCUUACAUCAGGGAGCAGAAGAACAAGCUGUACAAGAUCCCCAUCGAGGUGGUCAACACCACACUGCCGUGCGUCUCCUACGUCAUGCUGUCUCUGGUCUACCUGCCUGGGGUGCUGGCAGCCUGCUCCCAGCUCUACUAUGGCACUAAGUACAGGCGCUUCCCAGAUUGGCUGGACCAGUGGCUGCAGCAUAGGAAGCAGAUUGGUCUCCUCAGCUUCUUCUGUGCAGCCCUGCAUGCUGUGUACAGCCUGUGCCUGCCCAUGCGCCGCUCCCACCGCUACCUGUUAAUCGAGACGGCCGUCAAGCAGGCUGUGGAGAAGAAGAUGACAGUCUGGGUAGAGGAGGAAGUCUGGAGGAUGGAGAUUUAUAUCUCUGUUGGAAUAAUUGCCCUGGGCUUGCUGUCGUUACUUGCCAUCACUUCACUUCCAUCCAUCGCAAACUCUCUCAACUGGAGGGAAUUCAGUUUCAUUCAGUCCUCCCUUGGAUUUAUUGCCUUGGUGAUCAGCACUCUGCACACGCUCACGUACGGCUGGUCGAGGGCCUUCGAUGAGAACCAGUACAAAUUCUACCUGCCCCCAACCUACACCCUCACCCUGCUGGUACCAUGCACUGUGAUCAUAGCCAAAGUCAUCUUCAGUUUGCCCUGCAUCCAGCACAGACUUCUGAGAAUCAGGAGGGGCUGGGAGAAGGGCAGAUACGUCAAAUUUGUUCUGCCCAGCGCAACGGGGGAAUUCUCAAGUGGGGAGACCUCCAGUAAUGUCUAACAGCCCCAGCUCUGAGGAUUUCAAAGCACUAUCAACAUUUCUAAGUUCAAAGGUGUUUCUUUUUCUUAAAUAUAUGUAUGUUUUGGUAUAAUGGUAUUGUUGAUAAAAAAAAUAAAAUUUGGUGACUUUAGAAAAUGGAUGGCCAUCAAACUAGGUUAGACAGUAGCAGUUAAAUUAUAUUGCUGAUUUGCUAGGACAAUUUUUGCCUUAAAAGUGACUGUGAGAGCUGAGCUAGCAGCACUAAUAUACAUGGAAACUGAUGGACUCUGUUAGUCAGAUCAGUCACUUGAGGUGCUGCCUGGCAGCUCCCCAAACCAGUACUUCUCAGUUGCUUUCCUAGCUGCUCUCAUAAAAUUCAAUGCCUUUAUUUUUUAAUAUGAUGUUGCACAGAUUUUCUGGAGUUUAUGACAGCAAAGAUACCACACCUCUUGAGUGUAUGGAUCAGUCAAGGCAGUGAGGUUUAGAAAGAUCAAUUGCCUCUGGUUUUGUUCUCCUCAAUGAACUCUGUGGACAAGUCAGUACAGCUAUAUUCAUGUUACUGUGACAGCAGAUUUUACUAAAAAAAUCAUCAAAUCUGACAGCAAGUCCAGUAUCCCUGUUGUCUCAAAUACAGACAGCACUUCUGGUCCUGGAAGCAGUGCCUGAUACAUGUUUAUAAGCUGAGGAAAUAAAGCACCUUAUCCAGGAGUGUAAAAGCAUUUGAGAGAGAGACAUCCCCAAUACCAGACGUCUGGUCUGCACUGCUGGCUCUGAGAUGACAGCUGCUGCUGCAUGUUCUCUGUUACACUGAGCCAAAGUUCCAAGCAGUAUUUGAUUGAAAUAGGGCGAGGAUAAUUAUUGGAAUGGCCUGCUGCUUCACAAAAUUACAUGGAGAAAACCAAGGCCUUCCAGCUGGCCUUACAUCAAAUAAUAGGGUGAAGCUUUUAGAAAUGGCUGUCACCUGAACAUUCCCAUUUAAGCAAACAAAACAGCAGCUCUAAACCCACUGGUUUCACUAGCAAUAAUAAGAUCUUUGAACAGUCAUGCAAAGGGAUCAUCAAGUUUUGACCACAACAUGAAAACAUGUUGUACAUUUUGGGCACAGUCCUUCAUUGCCUUACACCUUAAAAAGUCCCUUGCUAGAUCACAAAGCAGGUAUGAAAUGCUCUUCUGACUUCACACCCACUGUGGACAGAGCACAGGGCAAAGAUUUCUGUCCUAAUUUCAUGUUUCACCUGUUGCUUUCUAUGAAAUUCUUACUCUUUAUCAGAAUAAUUCUUUAGGUUUUGGACAUCCAAAUCACCAAGCAGCGAAUGGACAGCCAUUCACUACAGCUCAUUUAAAAGCAAGCAAUCAGGAUGACACAAGAAGACUACCUCAGGAAGGUCAGGUACAAGGACAUGCCUGGAACAGCCUCAUUUUCCUACAGUGAAGGAAAAGACACUCAGUGUUCAGUGUUGCUUUGAGAAACAAGAGCUGUCAGCACCAAAUGAGGUACAGCUUAUGGGACAAGGAAGUACUUGUUACCAGACCAGUUAAUACAAAGGGCAGGGGGAAUGAUCAGCUUUGGGGCACAUAAACCCUUCCACAAACCAACGUUGCUCCCAUAACCUGGAAGAGUUCUACACAGACAGAGACUCAUAAGAAUUCCCUUUUUAGCCUCAAGUAACUACAGUGAGUAAUAUUCUCCAAAUAUUGCUCAUGUGGCCAGUGAUGAUAUUGACUGUUAGUUCUUGCCUAACACUUACAGUAAAGUCUCCAAAUGCUGCUUCUUGAGGGGAAAGCCUAGAUUUCAUAAAAAGGGGAUUUUUUUGCUGUUUCAUGGGGUUUGGACGACGUGGUCAAAGUACCAUUAUUUACCACUGUCCCUCUCAGCAAGCUGAGUUUGUUACGUUUCCCCAUCCACCUCCAGAACUUAGCCCAGAUUGGCACCUGACCAAAUCACUCUCCAAGCAGACUGAUGACCCAACACUAUUUAUUUCUGGCUAGGUGAUAAGUUUCCACAUAGAUUUGAGACAGUUUCAUCUGAAUAUAAUUCCAUCUACUCUGAUUUAACUCAUCCUUGAGGGAAGACUGGAUUCAGGAAGCCUGGUUUUUAAGUCAUCCUUUCCAUUUCAUCAUCAGGCAAAGACAAGAUAAAAGCACCAGUUUACACCCUUUAUGGUGUAUUCCAAUGCCUUUUUUCCCAUCUAGGUUUCUUUUCAUAUCUUUAGGUCAGGCAAGACCACUGUCUGGUAGCCAAAAAAGAUCAGGAAGCAGAGAAAGAGCAUUAUACAGGAUGGCAGGCUUUGUCAUCAGGGGGAAAAGAAUGAUUUAUUUUAUUUUGAGUCACUGCAAGGUUAAAGACUCACCUUUCUGCCCAGCAGAACGUUUGCUCCCUCACUUUGUUUACAAGACUUCCAUACCUACAAACCCUUUCCCAUGGCAAAGGGACAGUUUCCAUGAGCAGAGGGGCAGUCAGUGAGUCAGCAUGGUGCUUUUCAGAUGGACACAAGCCCAAAGGGACAAACAAGCCAGCUCAAAAUCCCCAGAGCUACUGCAGCUCUACAGCAUCUAAAGAAAAAAGUUGGUCAAGUGUCUCCAGGUAAUGCCUGUGCCCACAGACUGGCCAGCCAGCCACUAUCCUUUUUGAAAACCAAAAUCAAUCCUUAAAAAUGCAGAGCAGCAUUUCACAUUAUGCCCUCUGUAUGCAUCUGGUCCUGAAAACAUAGGACACAACAGUUUGAGUCGUUUCUUCUGAUUCUGGAAUGCUGAAAAUGAAAGUAAGGGAUUUUUCAGUUAUCUUUUCCCCAAGCAUUUUUGAUGUGCAUAGGACAUUCAGUGAGAUUGGCUUAAAAUUUACCAUUUAACUGGUUUUGUACUUGAAGUUUUUCUCUCUUUCUGUAUAUAUGUACACACACACACAUAAAUAUAUGUAUCUUAUUGCAGAAUAUAUAGCUUGAAUGUAAAAAUCUUUGUAUUUUUAUUUUCUGUACUGCCUACUAUGUGCCUCUGGGAUAUGUAAGAACCAAAUGAAGAGCUGUAAGAGUAAGGCCAGUUUUAAUCUCUGGCCUCUGUAGUUAUAUAAAGAUGUUCUGAACAGAUCUACAUAAUUAUA